AUGGAUUCGGAUACUCGAUUUGUUACUGAAUAUGCUCGGUAUGAGCAUCCAUGCUUUCUCAAUGUUGGUGAGGCUAUUAUUAAUGACAGGUUUGAACCAUUUUCGGAGUUCACCCAUUUUAAAAUUGUUUACUUGGGAAGGUGGCAGAACUCAGUCACGUAUCACAUUGAAGUCGCAGACAUCAAAAUUCUCAAUGCAUUGAAGAAUAUGAAACAGUUGCAAUUUCUUAGUCUUCGAGGAAUUUCUUUAAUUACAGAGCUUCCCCAAUUCAUUUCAGAAAUGACUACUCUCAAGAUCCUAGAUCUUAGAUCCUGUCACAAUCUUGAGGUGGUUCCAGAUUGGAUUGGUUUACUUAAGAGUUUGACACACUUGGACAUAUCUAAGUGUUACUUUUUAGAUCGCAUGCCUAAGGGACUUGGUUCGCUAUUAGAACUCCAAGUACUUAAGGGAUUUAUAAUUGGAGAUUCCGAUGACAAACACUCAUGUACUAUCGAUGAUUUGACAAAAUUGUCAAAGUUGAGAAAAUUGAGCCUACACACCAACAUGAAAGAAUUCCCAACAACUUUGACAACUGAUAUAGCAGCUCAAUUGGAGAUUGAUAUAGCAGCUCCAACCCUGUUUCAGCUUAUACCUGGUGACUUUGAAUAA
This is a messenger RNA of Camellia sinensis, 648 nucleotides long. The record is from RefSeq and is a predicted model, not a curated record. NCBI's taxonomy places the organism in Eukaryota, Viridiplantae, Streptophyta, Magnoliopsida, Ericales, Theaceae.